AUGAAUCCACAAAAAGAUCUACUUCGUGGAGAAAAUGUAAAAUGUAAUUCUCAGUACAAAGAGUUUUCUGGCACAGAAUCCAAAUCCUUCCAAAAAGCUAGAAACGACCAUUUGGUUCUGGAUGAAAAUGGUGGAAGAUCUAAGGACAGACAGUUCGGGCAAGAACUCAUCUUCUACAAGAUGGAACAGCGACAAAAGGAUUGGUUUGUGAGUGCUACUGAUGAAGAUAGAAAUCAAUAUGGAUUCCAUUCAAUGAAGACGUGUCUCGACAGUGAUGCGGGCACUCAUGUUGGGUCGCAUCCCCGCCUGAAGAUUAAGAAAGCAUGGUCGGGUCAGAACGACAUGAAGACAUGCGCUGGAGCGUAG
Molecule: messenger RNA, 366 nt
Organism: Necator americanus (New World hookworm)
Lineage: Eukaryota; Metazoa; Nematoda; Chromadorea; Rhabditida; Ancylostomatidae
Exons: 1
Coding region: 1-366 (121 amino acids)
Source: RefSeq, a predicted model, not a curated record